AUGUUGAGCCCUGUCACUCUUCGGAUCUUUCCUUCUUGUUACGAUUGUCUUUCAUGGUCAGAUGAUGGAGAGUUGGCGGUGGCCGCGGGGGAAUAUGUCCACAUCCUAACGCCACGAAGUACUGCUGAACAAACAACAAAUGACACCGGAACGGCUGGAGGCCAAUGGCAUUUCUCCCGUUUCCGAACUAACCUUUUCACCGCCAGCGAAUGGCCCGUGAUCUAUCCACAAGACCGUCAAACAUUCUCAAUCGGGGCGGAACAGUCCAAUAGUACGAUCGUUGGCCUGAAAUGGUCUCCUCCGGGACUUGGAAGACACCGACGGUGUGUCCUUAGCGUACUGACAUCGAAUUUGAUGCUCUCGUUUUAUGAACCGGCUGGGCCAGGGAAAUGGACGCGGGUUGCAAUCGUAAAUGACGCCCUGAAGUCAUAUUUCGAACCUCUGGUCGAGGAAGAAGGCCCGAGACUACGGAAGUCGACGAUACGCAGCUUUUCAUGGUGUCCACCCAUUAAACCCGCGCGUUCGGAUGAGCCCAGUACUCCGUACUCGGUACCAGAUGCUGAAACGCGCUGGGGCGUGCAGUUGCUAGCAGUGACGAAUGAUGAUAAUGAGGUGAUAUUCCUACGAACGCAACGGUCCAGGUUGGAAGCCAACUCUACAAAUUCCUAUGGGUUCAAUCUAUUAAGUGUUACUGCGCUGGGUGACCUGGCGGGUAACUAUCCCAUGAUCCACCCUGGAUCUGUAUUCUCUACGGCACUCAAGUCUCGAAUCAAGGCUUCACAGCUUUCCUGUGGCCCAUGGCUAUCUCAGACAUCUGAGACGCAACAGGAUGCCUACUCCGUGACUAGUAAUGUGGUAAUCCUUUACGGCACGAAAGUGAGAGUCAUCAAAUUGGAUGUAGCGUUAACGCAUCAGAAUGAUACCACGGAAUCCGAUUCUCCUCACAAAACAAUCGCUAAUGCUGCGGAGCUUGAUGCACCUUCCGGGCUAUCUCAGGAUCGUCACUUCACAGGCCCUUUUCAGUGGCUUUAUACUGGAAGAUCCCAAGAGGUACUGCUCACUGCUGGUAUUUUCGGCGGGCUUGUUGUCAUAUCUGUUCCCGCAUUUCGAUACCUAACAGGCGAAAUUGAAAACACUGAGAUACAAACGCAAGAAUGGCCAUUUCAUGAAAACACCGUUAGCGGCUUACAGACGGACGAGUCGAGACACUGGGAACCGAUUAGUGGGAUGUCUAGCACGUCAAACGAAAGAGACCAACAGUCUACGCUCUACCUAAGCACAAUCGGGGGCUACGGAGCAGCGCAAGCAUUCAACGGCGUUUCAGACCAAAUUCCCUUCUCUCUACCGCCAUGGAAAGCUGCAAUUGACGACUACACCGACCAAUUCGAUAUCGACCGCGAUCUUGGUGGCAUGGUCACCGGGAGGAUCUGGGGUUUGGCAUGUCACAACGGCCAUCUUGCUGUCGCCUUCACCGUGCAUCCUAAGGAUAUGAUCGAGUACCGCACUGCCGCAGAAGAACGCACCACAGUCGUCUUCAUCCGCCUGGACAAACAGAGCGAGGAAGAAAGCGCAACUGCCAUGAGCAAGCCACUCGCAGAUCAAACAGCAGAACUGCAGCGUGCGAAGCGCGAAGCUGUUCUAGGAUACAUACUACACGCGGAGCAGAGACCCGACGGCUACAGCGAACUGUCCAAGAAGGUGAUUUACGCUGCAGCACGCUGUGCUAUUCUCGACUGUGAAAACGAAGUGCUUCUCAUCCGUGCCCGAAAAUCAUUGGAUUGGUUGAUGGCAAUCACGGUAUUAGAUUUCCGCGAGGAGAUGGCCCGUUCGAGCGUCGUUGAACCGAAAUCCCUUGAGAAGUUAGAACCACCAGUCAAAGAAAUCUUCGAGCAAUGUGACAUCUGCGACGCCGGUAUUGCAUGCAACUCGAUAAGUGAGUCACAAUGCGCAAAUGGCCAUGUUUUUGCUCGAUGCAACUUGACAUUCCUAUCCAUCCAGGAACCGGGAGUCUCGAAGUUCUGCUCUGAUUGCGGAACCGAGUAUCUAGACGGCGAUCUUCUCGGUUCCCACUAUGAUGAGGGUGUUCGGACGACGUGCCAGACGCUCUGUGAUGCGUUCGAUAUUUGUAUUUACUGCGGUGGGAAAUUUAGGCCAUAG
Molecule: messenger RNA, 2157 nt
Organism: Aspergillus chevalieri
Lineage: Eukaryota; Fungi; Ascomycota; Eurotiomycetes; Eurotiales; Aspergillaceae
Exons: 5
Coding region: 1-2157 (718 amino acids)
Biological process (GO): transcription initiation at RNA polymerase III promoter
Cellular component (GO): transcription factor TFIIIC complex
Molecular function (GO): histone acetyltransferase activity
Source: RefSeq, a predicted model, not a curated record